AUGACCAGCCGCAAAACUGGCCCGGGCGCAGGCGGGCGCUGGAGCGACGGCGAGACGUCCGCUCUCCUGGACGCGUGGGGCCAGAUUUAUCUCCGCCGCAACCGCAGCUCGCUCCGCAUGGACGACUGGCUCACUGUGUGCAGAGCUGUCAAUGCUCACCGCGGCGACCUCAACCGCACCCUUGCUCAGUGCCGGACGCGUCUCUGUACACUCAAGCAGAAGUACAAGGUGGAGGUCGCCAAGGGGCUGCCGGCGUUGGGGUCUCCCCACUUGGCCCGACUCCGGGGCUUCCUGGCCGACUCCAAGUUCUCCAACGGCCCGCCUCCCGGCUUCGACGGUAAGACUCCGGCGGCUGCCGUCAAGAUGGAGGAAGAGGAGGAGAAGGAGGAAGAGGAGGGGGAGGAGGAGGCGAGCGGAUGCGUGGGUGGAUCGGCCGGCAGGAGUGAGGUCCCGGUGAAGCGCCAGCGCCACUUUUCCAGCCUACGGGACAUCCUGGAGCGAUCAGGCGACCCGUCCCUGGCAAAGACGCCGGCGACCGUCUGCUGCGGCUGUGAGUUGGUUGGGGGUUCGGCGACUGGGGUGACGAAGCUGGUGGCGGAGAUAAGGAAGGUGGCGGAGGUGCACGAGCGCGUGGAGAUGGAGAGGCACAAGUUCAAGAAGGAGAUGCAGAUCCUCAAGAUGAUGGAGCUGAAGGACGUGAGGCUGGAGCACAAGAAGGUGAAGGAGAAUCCGAAAGAAGCCGACGGCAAGUAG
Molecule: messenger RNA, 753 nt
Organism: Triticum turgidum subsp. durum (durum wheat)
Lineage: Eukaryota; Viridiplantae; Streptophyta; Magnoliopsida; Poales; Poaceae
Source: the annotation of a GenBank genome assembly